AUGAGCCCCGGUUCACGAUUACUGAAGAAAUUAACACGGAGACAAGCCGACCCGUGCCUGUUCACCUAUCCCUUUUCCGUGCAGUCCUUAGUCGUCCAUUUUGCGAUUGUUUUUGCGCUGCGGGCGAAGCAGCGGCCGAGCCGGGAGUUAACGCAGCUGGGCUUCCGGCUAGUGAACGUCGACAGGAACGAGAACUUGCGCGAAUGGUACCUCAAAGUCAAUCCAUAUGGCCGAGUGCCGACCCUCACGUAUAGCGCGCUUCCGUCGCCGUUGACCGACGCGCUGUCAAUCGUCUACUGGAUAUGCGACCAAUGCCCGAGUCUACUUCCCAAGGCACACCAGACUGAAAUAUGUCGACUACUGACGCAAUUGCACGAGGCCCUUGACCGCUACGGCGCGGCCAACCCGACCGUGGAUGACCUUCUGACCAACCAUGACAUCACACCUACCCACCGCAAGGCCCUGGAGUACAAGCGCGACUGCCAGAGAAAGCAACGGGAAUUGGUGUCGCAAAACCUGUCAGACGGGCAGAGUAUGACAGCGAACUCAGUCUCCUUCAUGAACGAGAUUGUCGAGCUGCGGAAUAAGUACAGCAAAGGCGGAACCUGGAUUUUUGGCGAUAAAGUCGGUCCGACUGUGCUUGACGCGCAUGUCGUUCCCUUUGUUACACGGCUAGAAGAUAUCGGCUUGGAUGACCUUGUCCCUGACCAAUUGCGCAAGUAUGCGGGAAAAAUAAAGAAGCUGCCGCAAGGGAAGGAGGCGAUGGGGCAGAGACCGACGGUGUGGGACGCCUCACUGGGACCUAUAGACGAGAUCCGACUAUGA
Molecule: messenger RNA, 825 nt
Organism: Aspergillus mulundensis
Lineage: Eukaryota; Fungi; Ascomycota; Eurotiomycetes; Eurotiales; Aspergillaceae
Product: glutathione S-transferase family protein
Exons: 3
Coding region: 1-825 (274 amino acids)
Source: RefSeq, a predicted model, not a curated record